Molecule: messenger RNA, 2616 nt
Organism: Cuscuta europaea
Lineage: Eukaryota; Viridiplantae; Streptophyta; Magnoliopsida; Solanales; Convolvulaceae
Source: the annotation of a GenBank genome assembly
AAGGAAACGGACUCGUACUCACUUCUCCCUCCCUCUCCUGUCGACGGGAUAACUCCUACUGCCACUCCACUUUCUCUCUCUUAAGCCAAAAGCCGACAAGGACUGAAAAUCCCCCUUUCCCUCAUUCUUCUUCUUCUUCUUCUUCUUCUUCUUCUUCUUCCUCAAUGCAUCAUUUCUCUGUCUAGGGUUACAGUUCCCCGUCUUCAGCGUUCUCUCUGGUAAUAAUCAUAUCCUUAUAGCUAUUCAUUCAUAAUCGUACAUACAUGCGCUUACACACAAGUCAUACGUGUUUUGAUGGUAUAAUCCUCUCUAUGCAUAGACGUUAUACCCUUUAAACCCUUGCUCGGCAAGUGCACUCCCUCUCCCCACCUUUCAACUCCAUAUACUCUUCCGUGGUUCUGCUUAUCAUUAUUUGGAUUGCUUAAUUUGUUAGUUCUGUGAAUUUUAUAUUUCUCCGCCUCUUCUUCUCUUGUUAAAUCCAACUGCUUGCUUUAUCAAUAGGGAAGUUACAGAUAGCCCCCCCUCCUGGAUUUUUGUGUUUAGAUUGCUCCCAACUAUGAAUAGUAAUAAGCACUCGGAACCAGCUAAGAUGGAGCAGAUCAUAACAGAGUUUUUCCCUAAAAGCCUUCAUAUAAUACUUGAAUCUAGGUGUUCUUACGCCUCAUCCCGAGAUUACAGUGGUGAACAGUGUGCUUCAUCACCUUCCUCUUCAUCAUCAUCUUCAUCUAGUGUUAGGCCUAGAGACAGAUGGUUUAAUUUAGCACUGAAAGAUUGUUCGGCUGCACUUGAGAACAUUGAUUUUUGGAGGCAGAGUAACCUCGAUCCUAUGUUCAUAGAUGUGGUGCUAUUAGAAAGGCCUAAUGAUAGGGAUUUGCCCAAAGAAAGGGAUUGGAAUUCCGAGCAUGAUGAGUUUUCCAGGAAGAAGAAAGAGAAGAUUGUUGAGAGAUGGAUAAUACAGUAUGAAGGUAGGAAGAGUAAGAAGAGGUCUAGUAGUUGUACUAGUUCGCAGGUUUUGUAUAAGAAGACAACCCUAUUGCUAAGGUCUUUGUAUGUCACUGCCCGGAUUUUACCAGGUUAUAAGUUAUUCCGAGACCUCACUUCGUCUGCCCAAAUCCGAACGUAUAACCUUUGCCCACGAGUUUCAUCAUUUGCUGAACCAUUCACACGUGCAGAGGAGGCUGAGAUGCACCAGUUUGUGUUCACUCCUGUAGACACAUCUUGUGGAAGGCUUUGUCUCUCGGUUUGGUAUCGGUCUUCGGUCUCUGAUCUUUGUUCUGAACCAUCAACACCUAUGUCUCCUCAGUUCAUACCGGAUUAUGUUGGGAGUCCAAUGGCAGAAGAGCCACUUAAGCGGUUCCUGCCUGGUGGUCAGGUCCCCCAAUCAUCAUACCCUCUUGAAAGGCGUCAUAGCUGGAGUUAUGAUUUGUAUAGAGCAUCACCACCACCUUCACCCACUUAUUCAGAAUCACAGGCUUUGAUUCAUCAAAUGCAGGCCGGUCAUCUCCUACCCCCCACCAAUACCAAUAGUAGACCUCAAGUUCACGCAGGCUUUGAUGAAUAUUGGCCAUCACCUACGUUUUCAACAUCACCAUCGCUCUCACCACCACCUACGUAUGGUCCUGGUGGUGGUAUAGGGAAGGCUCUUUUGCGCUUUGGUAGUGCUCCUGUGAAUAUACCUGACUCUAGGCUUUUGGGUGUUCCUUUUCGGCUCUACAAUAAAAUGUUGCCCCCUUCUCCCCCACUGAAAGGCAUUAGACCUGCCACUUCUGCAAAAACGGACAAGAGUAGCAGCUCUUUGGCUGACGAUAAGUUUUUCUCAUCUGCAAAAGAUGAUGGUGACAAAUUGACUGUAGUGAAGAUAAUAAUGCACACAAACAUCUCGCCGCAGAAAUCCUUCUCCAGAAGCUCUAGCCGUUUGUCAUAUCAGGAUGACUAUGACGAUUCCGAGUUUAGUGGUCCGUUUGUUGUGGAUGGUGAUGAUGAUAUGACCGACCAUGGCAACAGAAUUGGUUCAUUAGAGCAAACAAACCAACAUGAACCUGGAGGAGUUUGUGUAGCAAGGAAGCCCCAAGCAUCUGUGGGCACACUCAUCUCCAUGCUAAAGAAGGCCCCUCCCCUACGCCAAGACUCCUCUUCUGUUACCUUAAGCCCUCCCCCUACUACUACUAAUUUUGAUUCUCCUGUGAACAUGAUCACAGCAAAAACCACUACAGAUGCAUUAGAGGAGCUUCGUGUGUAUAGAGAGAUGAGGGACUUGCUUCUUAAGCAAGGUGGGAAGUCUCAAAUGUAGCCCUCCUAUUGCUCUGUUUUUUGCCACAAAUAAUUCUCAAAGUCUUCGACCUAUUAUUAUUAUACUACGUAGUAUUUUGCCACUAGUUUGAUGUACAUACUGUGGCAGAUAUUUAUGAUGAUGAUGUCAUAAAAGACUCCUAGAUAUAGAACAUUGAAGGUAAGCUGAAUUCUUUAUGAGAAUCUAUAUGGAGGUGCGAGAUGGGUGAAGAUGGCUUGACAGUGUAUAUAUUGUAAUUAAUGGUUUGACAUUUUGUGUAUAUAUAUAUAUAAUCAAAAGCUUUAUUGCUGAUAUAAGAUAGACAUGCUUCAUUAGGAGCAUUUUUG